Messenger RNA from Pseudogymnoascus verrucosus, 1759 nucleotides. RefSeq lists its product as uncharacterized. Lineage: Eukaryota; Fungi; Ascomycota; Leotiomycetes; Thelebolales; Thelebolaceae. The transcript has 2 exons. Bases 108 to 1568 code for a protein of 486 amino acids. Gene Ontology annotation, molecular function: N-acetyltransferase activity. The record is from RefSeq and is a predicted model, not a curated record.
GUUGAAGUUUACGGGAUUGCUCGUUAAUUAGCUUGGCUAGACCUCUCUAACUUUGCGUAUUGGCGUAUCUCGUGGACAGGCAGCUCCAUAACGAAAUCCCAGUGAAAAUGGCGGAAAAUCAAGUAGAAAAGCCUAUCCGGGCGCCCGGAAUAAUCGAGCGUUAUUAUAUCGCUCGUAGUCAUCUGGGAUAUUACAACAACGUAGGCGUCACAUCAACCUACACCAUCCCGCCGGCUCUCCUCUCAUCUGCCUUCCUCGCAGCAGACUGCUCGGCGGCCGUCGCAAACCUCACGUACCAAGUCCUGGCGCAGCUGAUCGCCCAGCACCCAUCGCUAGGAAUCUCAGUUCUCGGCGCAAGCACGCUGACCCCAUCCUGGAACCGGCUCGAGAGCAUUGACCUCCCCAGCCUCGUCACCUUCACCGAGCCUAACGCCUCGGUCGAGGAGUACCUCAUCAAGCUCUUCAACACGCCCAUCCUCGGCGAUGACGGCACCUCACCUCUAUGGCGCGCCCUGGUCAUCCCGUCGCCCCCUGUUGCUGCGGAUGCCACACUAAAGUCUCCAGCUCCAUUCCACCUAACCAUCGGCUUCUUCUACCACCACGCUAUUGGUGACGGGCUCAGCGGCGCCGCGGUACAGACUUGCAUCCAGCGCACUCUUCUUGCCGCCCUGCGCGAGCCGUCGAGUAGCCCACCUACUACCGUUCAACCAUCCAGCGCCGACCUACCGCCCGCCUUCGAGACCGCCGUCCCGCUCACCAUCACCACAGGAGGGUUUCUACGCGCGCUUUACCAGACUGUUUUCCCGAACCGGGACGUCUGGUCGGGUGCCCUUAUUACGAAAUCCCAGCCUGUUGUAACGAAGCUGCGGCAAUUCAGUCUCUCAGCGGCGCAGGCGGCGGCGCUAGCGGCACGGUGUAAGCGCCACGAGACGAGCGUGACGGCGCUGCUGAUGGUUGUUGCUGCGGAGGUGGUGGCGGGGAAGACGAAGGGUGCGAAAGGGAUUGACGCGAGUGUGGCGAUUAGCUUGCGGAAGUUCGCGGAUGGGGUGGGGGCAGAGGAUAUGGGGACAUAUAUAUCCGCCAUGUCGUGCCUGUUUUUCCGAUCAAAUGCGAAGGGAAAGGGGAGGCUGGGCGAUGGGGUGGAGUGGGAGGAAGCAAAGAGAGUCAAGGGGCUGUUGGCCAAGGGUGCCGGGGGGACGAAGAACCAGUUCUCGGCUUUCUUGAAGGUGAUACCUAAUAUGAUGAAGUUUCUGGAGGGUAAGCCUGGGCAGUCACGGGAGAAAAGCUUUGAGAUUAGUAAUUUGGGGGUGGUGGAUUUUGGCAGCGAGAAGGUGGAUGGGGGAGAGGAGAGCGUGAGAUGCGAGAGUGUUGUUUUUGGACAGUCGGCGAAUGUGAUUGGGGCGGCGUACUCGUUUAGCGUCGCGACGGUGAAGGGGGGAGAGUUGAAUGUGCUGCUGAGUUGGCAGAAGGGGGUGGUGGAGGAGCGCAUUGCUAAUGCGGUGAUGGUGGAGUUGGAGAGAUGGCUAACGGCGGAGGCGUCGAAGCACGGUGCUACAAAUGGCCCAUAACGAACGUGAUGGAGGGUGUCUGUGUUCCCAAUGGUGGCCGUUUAGCUGCCAGGACUAAUACUAAUAUUUAUAAUCAACUAGAUAUUUACUUCGGGGAUGACAUACUAUUUUAAUAAGACAGCAGAAUAUAUAUUAAACUAGAUAUUCAAUUCGGGGACGGCAUAGUAUUUUAAUAAGACAGCAGAAUAUAU